AUGUCGUACAACAAGCGAGGACGAGAUGACGAUGACGGGUAUGACGGCGGGCGACGGCAGCGACACACGCAGACCACGCACCAGAUCUUCGACCGGCUGUACUUUGACAUUGUCGAGAUAGGCGACCCUUCUCGAAUGUCUCUGACAAAUCGAGUUGCUCAGGCGGGAUUCGGAUUUGCGCAGGAUCUGGACAACCUGGCGAUCCGAAACGGAGUUCUCGAGACGUUCAUUGCCACGAUCAUGGAGCAGCCCCACAAAACACCGCUGGUUGCAGCCAUUGUUCUCGUGGCCAACUCCUCCAACUCGCUGGCAGGUCAGCUGGCAGUGGAGCAUCUGCACAGCAAGAUUGAAGGAUGGCUCAAGCAGGGCAACUAUAACCACGUCAAGAUAGCCGUGCGACUUUUGGCGUGUCUCGAAGGAGCCAUUGAGGAGGGACGAGGAGUGCUGGUUUUCCUGGAUCGACUGUUGGAUCGAGCAAUUGAGCGGGACCAGGCCAAGGGUAGCGAGUCGCGUGAUCCCCUGGUGGAGGAGCUGUACGCCACCAUAUUUCUGACUCUUCCCUACAUCGGAUCCACUUUGGUGUCUCUGGGCAAGUCUGUGGAGGCCUGUGAUCAGCUGCUGGAGAAGGCCAACGGUCAUUUCGGUAUCGAAAAGUUCCUGUCGAACCCCAUCGUCGAGCCCUACACCGGCGACGACAAGCCCUACGAGUGCGAUCUGUUCCUGGCCAACCUCUACGAGGGAGUCAACUCCGUGGCCAAGGACGGAUGGGCCGUCAAGUCGUUCAUCAACGUGUUAGAACUGAUUGAGCCUGUGGUGGAGAACAAGGAGGUGACCCAGAAACACGUUUUCCCGGCAGUUUCUAUUCCCGAGACUCUGGCCGAGUCCACUUCCACAGACUACAUUUACCCCAGAAUCUUCUUCCGAGCCUACAUGCCCAUUGACGUGGAAGGCGAGGCCAUGAACACGGUUCCAGACCCCAAGUCAUACGACGCUGUGCUGUGGAGAGACAUGCUGUCAGACACCAUCCAGAAUCUCGACUUUAACCGAAAAGAGUGCGCCAAGCAGCUGUUCACCCUUGAUCUUUUCCUCAACAAGGGCACCUUCACGGGACCCGGAAUCUCGGUAGACAAGCUAAGUGGCAAGUUUUUGGAUGCCAAGGCCGACGACAGACCCAUCUCCACUCUCAAGGUGGAAGACGUGGCGUCUGAAGCCAUCCUGGCAGAGCUUUUUCGGCUCGCCACACCUCCUCUACAGCCUGCGUACUUUCAUUCUCUGUUCAUCGAGGCAUGUAUCAUGGCCCCUCAGGCCAUUGCCCCUGUUUUCGGCCGAGCGGUGCGGUUCCUGUUUGCCAACCUGCGGUCGUUUGACACAGAGCUAAUCCACCGGUUCCUGGACUGGUUUUCGCACCAUCUGUCCAACUUUGGAUUCACCUGGAAGUGGCAGGAGUGGGUCGAGUACGUCGAUCUGGAACCUCUGGACCCUCGGCUCGUCUUUAUCAAGCAGCUCAUCAAGAAGGAGCUCCGUCUGUCAUUCGAGUCGCGAAUCAAGGAGACUCUCCCCGACGAACUUGUGGUGUUUGUGCCUACUGACGGCGAGUUGAUGCCAACCUACGAGUACAUUGAGUCUGAGAACCAGUACAGAGAAGUCGCCGACCAGUUGUUGGACGUGUUCAAGGACAAGUACGACCAGGGUGUCUCCGAGACAUACCUCGAGGUGAUUGAUUCCAUCAAGGAGGCUGUCCCCGACAACAGAGAGCUCCUACUGGACAUUGUCAUCGGAGCCGCCAUCUUUGUUGGCUCUCGAUCACUGUCUCUGUCCCAGGACUGGAUUAACCGUCUUGCCCAGCAGCUCCAGCACGUGAUUGAGUCUGCUGAAGAUGAGUCUGCUGCCGUGACAACCGUCAUGCAGUUUUACCGAAACCAGCCCCAUGUAGGAACCGUUGUUCUGCACUUUUUGCUGCUUGAAAACGUCAUUUCGCCUGCUGCUAUUAUCACCUGGCUGUUUGAGUCGCCGGGCGAUGUUGUUUUCACCGAGAACCACGGUUGGGAGUGUCUGAUUCGAACUCUAGAUGAGGUGGCCCAGGAGGGAGAGGUGCAGGAUCACGUUGGACCCUUCAAGAGUGUUUUCGAGUACCUGGCCGUCAAGGACUCCGACUCGGAGCAGCUCGGAUGGUGGAAGCGACAGGUCACCAAGUCGCUCAUUCGAAAGUACGUUGAUUACAUUAAGAACGAGCAGAUUCUCGAAGUGGUUCCCACCAAUGUCAAGGACAUUGUCGGCCAGUAUCUUGCUGUUCGACCCAUUGUGCCCCGGAAGAAGGUGAUCAUCGCCGAGCCCAAGGUUGAAGAGGAUCAGCCCAUGGCUGACGCUGCUGCCAAGGGUGUCACCGAGGCCACCUCGGCUGUCGAAUCAAAGGAGACCAAGGAGGCUGAAACCGCUGCCGAGUCCAAGGAGGCUGAGGUCGCAGAGUCCAAGGAGGCUGAAUCCGCUGCCGAGCCCAAGGAUGCUGAGGUCGCAGAGUCCAAGGAGGCUGAAUCCGCUGCCGAGCCCAAGGAUGCUGAACCCGCUGCCGAGUCCAACGACAAGGACGAGACAAUGCAGGAAUAA
Molecule: messenger RNA, 2604 nt
Organism: Yarrowia lipolytica CLIB122
Lineage: Eukaryota; Fungi; Ascomycota; Dipodascomycetes; Dipodascales
Biological process (GO): mRNA export from nucleus; nuclear-transcribed mRNA catabolic process, nonsense-mediated decay
Cellular component (GO): nucleus; nuclear cap binding complex
Molecular function (GO): mRNA binding; RNA cap binding
Source: RefSeq, a predicted model, not a curated record